AUACAUUCGCCCACGUCAAGGAUAUAUUCAUAAUUUGGAAUAGCUGUGCAGAAAAAUAAUCACAAAAGAAAAAAAAUAAAAAAGUGUUCACUAUGAAAUAUACAAUUGCUCUGUGCUUGGUGCUAGUUGCUGGCUGCAAUGCCUUCUACGCCACCCAGGAUGUUGACUUCCAGCCAUUCCUGACGCGCCAGCAAAAUGCGAUGCGGUUCUUGAUCUCUGCUCAAGCUGCCAAUACUGAUGCCGAUCUGGUCAGCAUCUGCUUUGGUGAAUACCUCGACAGCCAGCAAAAUGCCAUGGGUAGCUACAACAAAAUAUACACCGGCUGCGUGAACACAGCUCAAUCGGAAAAAAAUGAGUUGACCUCUCAGAGUGCUGCGAUACGCAAGGACUUGCUGUCGCGCAGCGAUAACAUGUGCGGUGUCCUCAGCAGCUGUGAUAAAUAUGUCGAUGGCCUCCAGUUCUUCGAUUGCUACCGCAAUGCUUCCACUGACAGCUACAAAAUAAUGUUCACACUGAACAGCGAUGCGAAUAUUCAAUUCAAUACGAUUUCUGCUAAGUACGAUAUCAUCAAUUUCGAUUUGAAAACAUGCGUGGAUACUGCUCGUCUGGAUUAUGCACGUGAACUUGAGAAAUGUGAUUCAGAUUUCAAUGCUUGCCUUAAUGGUGGUGUUGAGCCAAGUACUACUGAAGCUCCAGUCGUCACUACCGAGGCUCCAGUUGUCACUACCGAGGCUCCAGUCGUCACUACCGAGGCUCCUGUCCCCACUACCGAGGGUCCAGCUGAAACUACCGAGGCUCCAGUCGACACAACCGAGGCUCCAGUUGUCACUACAGAGGCUCCAGUCGUCACUACCGAGGCUCCAGUUGUCACUACCGAGGGUCCAGCUGAAACUACCGAGGCUCCAGUCGACACAACCGAGGCUCCAGUUGUCACUACCGAUACUACCGAACCCCAAAUAAUCACUACAGAAGAGUUGCCAGAAGAGGACAUCCAUAUGCUGUCGUUGACCUUCAGCAAGCUUAUGAAUAAGCUAAAGCGUGCUUUCUUUGAGAAUCAAUUGGUCGGCGAGACCAGUCGACGCCGUCUGCAACUACUCGGUCAACAGAAGCAGCAUGUAGCCGCUCUGACUGCUGUGCUGCUGAUGGGCAUUUGCAUGCGUGGAGCAUGCGACACGACUCCAGGUCUGACUGCAGGCAUACCCAUUCCAUGGCCCGACUCGACGCUCGACGAGUGUCAUACGGAGUACAUGCAGGCGUUUGCCAAUGCCUCGAGCGUCUAUGCCAUCGAGUACGAGCGAUGCGAGCUGACAGCGAAUGAGACACAGAUCGAUCUCACCAUCGAUGUCCAGCUGGAGCGUGAGCAAAUCCGGUUGGGCCACAGCGCAUUGUGCAGCAAUUUCGAGCUGUGCAAUCAACUUGACGACGAUCUCGAGUAUUUGGAGUGCCACAAGGAUCAUGGCAACGAGAAUCUGGACCUGAUGACAUCCAUUAAUUACAAUGCAACAAGCGCCCACACACGCCUGCGCCAGGACUUCGAUGCAGUGCAGCAGACGCUGAUGUUGUGCACACUCGAUGCCCAGGUGGCGUAUAUAGGCAGCAUGCGAUUGGCGAACGAGGAGCUGCAAGAGUGUCGCAGAGAGCACUCGACUUACCAGCUUGGCAAAGCAAUCGAAGUAGUCCAGCACAUUGGUGAUGUUCAGGCAGCUGCCUAUGUAGCCAUCUAUGCGCAAUGCUGCCUGCCGUAUCUGCUGCUGCAUGCCACCCACCUGGCUGAAUACGGUGUCACGCCCACUUUUCGCCUGCUGUUGGCAGUCAGCGUAUGCCUUCGACCAGGACGAACCGUACAGAGUCUCAACAUGAAGCAGUUCUGCAGCGUUCUAGUGCUGGCCAUCUUGGCCAUCUUUGCUCAAGCCAAGCCGAGCACAGUGCAGACGCAGCUGCAAGGCGCCCUGGAUAAAUAUCUGGUGCAGACGAACAGGCUGGACAUGGUCUCGGCGGAUGUGACCGCACAGUGUUUCGCCCUGUAUUUGCCGAUGCUGAACGAGGUGGCCGCCGCAUUCUCCAGUUCGUAUCAGGCCUGCAUUAGCACCUACAACAAUGAGCUGGCCAAUUUGACAGCGCAGGCUGAGAAGGAUCGGGAGAUCUACAAGCAGGACGUGGAUGGCCUGUGCACUGCCUUCAGCAGCUGCAACAACAGCACCAGCAACGACAGCACCACCUUCUUCAACUGCUACGCAAAGGCCGCUCAAACCGAUGUCUCCAUCAUCUAUGAUAUUGCCACCAAUGCGGCCAGCACGGCCAACACUCUGGCCGAGUCCAUCAAAGCCAAUCAGGAUCUGGAAUAUCAGUGCACCAAUACCACCGAGAGCAACUAUGUGCGCGACACGGCCGCCACAUACGAUCUGCUCGACAAUUGCCUGAAGAACGGUGUGCCAACCACAUCGACAGCUGCCCCAGUGCAGAGCACUACGCAAAGUUCUCCUACGACUAGCGAUGACAGUGCUACCGGCUCGACUGUUAGCGAGUCAACAACUACAGUGACAGUCUAAAGUGUAUUUUAUUUCAAUAAAAUAUAGAAAA
This is a messenger RNA of Drosophila navojoa, 2580 nucleotides long. RefSeq lists its product as uncharacterized. NCBI's taxonomy places the organism in Eukaryota, Metazoa, Arthropoda, Insecta, Diptera, Drosophilidae. The record is from RefSeq and is a predicted model, not a curated record.